Columba livia (rock pigeon) is the source of this 1229-nucleotide messenger RNA. It is a transcript of the gene TMED6, whose product is annotated as transmembrane p24 trafficking protein 6. NCBI's taxonomy places the organism in Eukaryota, Metazoa, Chordata, Aves, Columbiformes, Columbidae. Gene Ontology annotation, biological process: Golgi organization; endoplasmic reticulum to Golgi vesicle-mediated transport; intracellular protein transport. The coding region runs from base 207 to 941 and encodes 244 amino acids. The transcript is spliced from 4 exons. The record is from RefSeq and is a predicted model, not a curated record. Gene Ontology annotation, cellular component: Golgi apparatus; endoplasmic reticulum; endoplasmic reticulum-Golgi intermediate compartment.
AAAGGAGCCGGACCAGCUCCUGCUCUGCACCGGGAUCACCCUAAGGAUCAGAACAUGUCCUGCUCCUCUGACACCAGCCCUUGCCCUGCCAGCAACUGCUGUGGGGCAGUUAAUGGUCAGUUAAUGAUUAUCCCUGCCCUGGUCCUGCUGCUGCCCUGCCUGGCAGAGAGUGCGCUGGGGUGGGACACAGGAUACUGGGGCACAGGAUGACACUGGGAGGCAGGAUGAUACUGGGAGGCAGGAUGCUGCUGCCGGUGCUCGUGGCACUGCUGGGCCCUGCUGGCUGCCCCGGGACCGAGCCCCCGAGCGGGUCUGCCCAGGACUCCCCCUUCCAGGGGGCGGAUCGCUACGAUUUUGCCAUCGUCAUCCCUGCCGGCGCCGUGGAGUGCUUCUGGCAAUUCGCACGCCGGAGUGGCAGCUUCUUCUUCAGCUACGAGGUCCAGCGGGCGACGGGGAUCGGCAACGACAGGAAUGUCCGGGCCACGGCGAGUGACCCCAGCGGUUUCCAGCUCGGCGCGUCCCAGCACGUGCGGGGACAGAUCAGCUUCCCCACCAAGGAGACAGGGUUUUACCAGCUGUGCCUGGACAACCAGCAAAACCACUUUGGCUUCAUGCAGGUGUAUCUGAGCUUUGGUGUCUACUAUGAAGGCUUCACUGUUGAAAACAAGCAGCUGGGAGAGAGGAAAGAGCUGAACGACACCCUGGAGGCAAUUGGGUUCAGCACCCAGAAGCUGCAGCGCCACAUCUUCCACAUGUGGCGGUUCUACAACUUUGCCCGGAUGCGGAAAGGGGCCGACUCCUUCCUCCUGGAGUCCAACCAGAGCUACAUCAACUGGUGGUCGAUGGCUCAGAGCUGCGUCAUCGUCCUCUCCGGGCUCCUGCAGCUCCACUGCUUGAAGCGCCUGCUCAACGCGCAGCCCUCGGGCAGACGGCAGUGCUAAAGCAGCGCCCGGAGCCGCGGCAGGACCAGCGCCCGCUGCUGCUGCCCACAGCGCUCCGUCAGCGAGCUGCUCGCUGCAAAGCGGGACGGGCUGGAUCCUGCUGCCAGGAGGGAGCGUUGUUGCUGCUCCUGCCUCCAGCUCUGGCCCUGCCUCUGCUGAAAUGACCCCGACAGAAAAGUGUGAAGUGAUUGCCUGAGCUCUGUGUGCUGUGUGCUCUCUGUGUUCAUUGAAUCCCUGCCUCUCUGUGUCCCAAUGUGCUUUUUCUGCCAGAACUCCAAUAAAGGAGUC